This is a messenger RNA of Priapulus caudatus, 662 nucleotides long. Its product is annotated as hemerythrin-like. Bases 51 to 416 code for a protein of 121 amino acids. NCBI's taxonomy places the organism in Eukaryota, Metazoa, Priapulida, Priapulimorpha, Priapulimorphida, Priapulidae. Gene Ontology annotation, molecular function: iron ion binding. The record is from RefSeq and is a predicted model, not a curated record. The transcript has 4 exons.
AUCCUGGUUCUCAGAGAUUCUACUCGUGUUCAGUCAGCACAGUAAGCAAGAUGGUGAACUACGCAGUCCCCGAGCCAUACAGAUGGGAUACCAGCUUCAUGGUGUUCUACGAACGCCUGGACGAUGAGCACAAGGGUCUCUUCCAGAGCCUGUUUUCUAUUGGUACCAACCGCGACUCAAAGGCCGCGCUGAAGAAAUGCCAGGAUCUGAUGGUUGGUCACUUCAACUACGAGCAGACCAUCAUGAGCAGGGCAAACUACGCCGGCUUCAAGGAGCACAAGGAACACCACGACGGAUUCAUUGCCCAUCUUGGCAAGCUGUCCGCCCCGGUAACCGACGAGGAAAUCUUCUUCUGCAAGAACUGGCUGGUGCAGCACAUCAAGAACAUUGACUUCGCGUACAGAGGCAAGCUGUAAGAUGUGACGCCCAAUGUUUUUCGAUUCGCUGUCUCUUUCUCUGCACAGCUGACCAUCGCUGCAAUACGCAGAGCUUUCCGGACCAUUUACUAUAUACGAACUUAGCUAUUGUCACAGCUUUCUAACUGAAACACAAUGUACUUUGCAUGGGUAAGCAAUUGUUAUCGUGAAAUGCCUACACAUCACGCAUGUAAGCGAUUGCGUUCCCAGCUAAUACAUAGGCUACCGAUAAUUUUCUAUUCAAAA